AAGCUUUUUUCACUUUUACAUUGAGGAUAUGUAUAAAUUUUGUUGCCUAUGAGAGUCUGAAAAAAUUUUUUCGAGUGAAUUUAUGAACAUUUUGUUAGAAGGUUUUUCCACCGACUCAGAGCAACGUGCAGAUAGAUGUAGACAAAUAUUUUAUAAAAAAAUUUUUUCAAUGCAAAGCAAAAACGUGAAAAAUCUCUAAAUUUUAUUAAUUAUCAUAAAAAAAUUAGAUAUAUCUAUAAAAAAGUGUUUAUUAGUUAAAGGAAAUUGUUUAGAAAUGAAAAAGUGUGGUGGUUUUAAAAUGAAAUCAAAGCAAUAAAUGAAAUUUGUAAUGUUUGUGUAUACAUGUCCAGGGGGUGGUGCGGGUGUUAAUAAGGAAAAUUUGAUACUGUUAAAAUUCCUUUGGAUCAAUUGUUGUAUACAUAGCAAAGUAAAGCAAAGCAUAUGAAUACAUAUACGAACAAGUAUAUUUAAAGGCGACUGAAUUUGUAUACAUCAACUACAACAACAAACACACACACACACACUCUCUCGAACAAACAUAACUGCUCAAAGUAUGUUGGUGUGUUAUGUGGUGUUGAUGGUGGUGCUGUGAGAAGAAAGUCCUGCAGAAAAUAGUCUUAGUUGUCUUCCUUUAAGCAAAAAUGUUUUACCUUCCGUUCUAAAGAUAAAGUCAAGUGUGGUAGGGUAGUUUUCCCACGGGCCAAACGGAAACGUAACCAACAACUACUACAUAUAAAUAAAGUGCAAAUCACAUAAAUACACACUCUCACACUUACUCAAUAACAACUAACUGCAACGACAACAACAACUAUCAACCAUUAAGUGAGUGAGUCAGUUAAGGAGUUAAAGUCCUAUAUUGGUUCUAUACUAAACUUCAGACUAGUGAAUGUUUCCCUGUAGGCGUUUAGACAGUGCAAGUGAACAAUUGCCGUGUGUGUUUGAAAUUCAAACAAAAAAUCGGGAUAAUACGAAAAAUCUACUUCAACUUCAUAGUUUUACAUGCAGCAAGUGCAGUAUGUCGAUAAAACAUCGAAUAUACAAAAGUCUCGCUUAAGUUUUUUCUCUUUUUGCUUUCGCGUUUAUGAAUCACUUCAAUGCUAAAGUAAGCGUGAUAAUGUAGUGGAAUAAAAUCAACUUCAUGACACACAACCUCACAGUCUGUCAGUUUGUUUAUGUAUAAGUGUGUUAGUGCGUUACGGAAAUGUGUCCUUAUUGUGUAUUAUUAACAAAUAAUCAUAAAAAUAAAUAAUAAAGAAAAAUAAAAUUGUAAAGAAAUAAAAAAUAACAAAAAAAAAAAAAAAAAAGAAAUUCAUUUGUCUGAUAAUCAAAUAAAGUUUUAAGAAUUUUGUGCUCUUUAUAAAAAAACACCAACAACAACGAAUCUAAAACACAGUGAAUAAUAAAAUAGUCUCACAUACCGGAAUCAAAUGUUUGCCAAUUAAAUCACAUUUCUAUUAAUUCUUUUAAAACAAAAUACAAAAAUAUAAAGCCUCAAAGUAGGAACAAAAACUUUAUGCAUUCAUCAUUUGCAUCUGCAGCAACAGCUAAGCGGUACUUAACCUAAAAAAUAAAACUUCAUCAUCAGCAUCCUCACAACAACAUACCACAACAGCAACAAUAACUACCAAUGUUUAGAAAACCAAAUGCUUCCCCAGAGUUAAUUGAACUUUUUCAUGUUCAUCUUCCUUAAUUUCCAACUUAGACUAGGGGAAUACUAAAUUCAUACAAUUUUAUUAUUCCCAACAACAAAAUCGCACAACAACCACAACAACAACAAAAAUAAGAAUGAAAAAGAAAAUAUGAAUAAUUUAUAGUUCCUGCUGCUAAGAAUUCGCAAAUGUCAAUAUUUAAAAGUUAACUAACAAUUAGAUAGAAAAUAUCCCCCCUUUUUCACAAAAAUUAAAAAAAGAAAAUAAAAAUUUUAAUAUAAAAACAAAAUGGAGCGCAUGUGGCGUAAAGUGAAUCAUAGUUUUGGUAGCAGCCGCACGGCUAAAACUCAUGCACAUGCUACUGAUACUACAAGCUCGGCAGGUGGCUUUGGUGAUGGCCAGGUGGUGGUGGCAGUGGCUGGUUCUAGUUCUGCUACUGGUAGACGUUUGGCGACAAGCGGUCAAAUUCCCACACCAGCCGCUAUGGCGGUGUCAGCUAAUCCCGCCAAUCAGAGUGUUGGGCAAGUAGCUUCGGAUCCUGUGGCGGUAAAUACGUCUGGUCCGUUUCGCAAAUCAUUGAGUCAACAUGUAUUGCAGCCUCGCACUGCCUCAUCGGAGAGGCGUAGACGCAGACGUCGUAAAUCGCGACCUCGUCGCAGUGGUGUUAGUUGUGUUGGCGGCGGUGGUGAUAAUAUGUCAUCUUCCGGUGGUUUUUAUACAAUUAAGGAGUCCAACGAAUCCAAUCAUCGUUAUCAUCGUUCCACACGUAUGAUGGCCAGUUCAGCACCUAGUGGUACUGUCCUAAUGUAUCCUAAUCCCAGUACAGGACGUGAACUAACCAAUACUUUGGGUAUGGGGACAACAAAUUCAACAACAGCAGCAGGAGCUGGACAAGCAUCCACAGCCGUUGGCAAUUUGGCAGCAACACAAACAACGUCUGUAACAGUGGCGGCAGCACCGGAUAUUUCUCUACGACAACGAGCUGUCGCCAAAUUGCGUAUGUUUAACUUUCAUUUGAACUGGGAUCUACAGAUGACUCAUUGCAAACCAUGUGGAAGCGGCAGUGGUGGCAAUAUAAUCACAAGACGUCUGUGUCGGAAUCGUCGUCGUGAUGACAAUGAGCUUUAUCGUUCCAACAGUUUUAAAUUUGAACGUUUCGAACGUAAAGAAUAUUUGGAAGAGCUGGCGGAUACUUUGCAAAAACAGAUUGCCAUCUGUGAUGAUUAUAGUCUGCCUGUGGACUUUGUUAAAAAACGACCGUCCAGUUUUGAUCCCUGUUUAGCAGAAGCAUUACCCACAAAUCCCGAAAAUUGGGCAACUGCAGCUGCUGCUAGUCCACAACAGGAAUUUGCAACAUUUACUGAACAUCAACAGCAGCAGGCUGAAUCACAGGCACCACCACCUCCGGCCCCUUUAUCGACUUUACCCUCCAGAGUAAAUGCAAAUCUAAAUGCUUUAGCUCAGGAAACAGCAGUCCAUAAUAGUACUCUACCCACACAAUCGGUUGGUGCUCUGCAACAGCAACAACUCCAACCAUCACAAACCCUUCAGCAGCCAUCACAGAGUCAACAUCAACAACAGCAGCAUCAACAUCAUCAUUCGCAAAAGUCACAUGGCACACGUAGUCAGACGCAUCAACGUUUACCACAUCCGACAAGUGCUGUAAUAUCAACAGCCACUGUUGCCUCUCUGCCACCACCUUUACACAUACAAAGUCAAAUUUCUAAUAUUAAACAAGCAUCAGUCAAACUUAUUGAAGGCUAUUCGGAUCCCAAAGAUACUAAACGUCAUAAAAAAGUCUAUCACAAGAAGGCCAAGAGACGAGCUCAUAAAAAUCGCCAUCAACAGCAGCAACAACAACAACAGUUAGAAAAACAACAACAGAAUAAUCAGCAACAAUCCAAUAAUUCGCAAACGUUAACAACAGCUGCUCAAACCAAAGAGAAGGAUAAACGCAGCAAUUACAAUUCAGAUUCAUCAGCUCCAAAAUCCUCAGACGACGAAGAAGACAAUCAAUCAGUUAAAGUUCCUGAUCUGAAUUCUCCAGAUAGUAUUUCUGAUGAUUUGGUAAGGCCUUUGCCACCCCAAACUCACAGGAGUCCACGCAAGUUAACAGCUUCACAAUCAGAGCACAGCAAACGUAAUCCGUCUCCUUAUUACUAUUCGGAUUUACUUAAACCCAAAGAUCCCUCGGCAUCAGUAGGUGCAAACGAUAAGGAAGCUAAGCAAAAAAGUCGUCAAUCAACUGUAUCGGAACCUCCUCAAUCUACUCAAACUUUACCACAAGCUAGUGGUCCUUAUCGCAAAAGUACUAGUCUUGACGUUCCGGAACGUUCGGAGGAACGGGACGAGCAAGACGACGAUUUUGAUGAAACAGAGCCAACUAAUAGUACGGUACUCCCUGGUCCCCUAGACACACCCAAACGAUAUUCUUUUACUGAAGAAGGUGUACACAUAAUACGUUGUGAUUCACCUUCUACAACUACUUCAGAGGAGUCUGAUUGCAGUGAGUGCCUCAAACGUCGCGAAUGGCAUGCACGUGCUUUAGCAUUGGUAAGAAAAACCUGUAACGUUCAGCCCUUAAUACCGGCUACUGCAACCGAUUACGGUAAUAUUUGUCAAGACGGUUCAGUGGAAUUGAAUUGUGGCAAUCUUCCCGAAGAAUCUCUGUCAAUGCCACCACAUAGACUGCUAGGACCUGCAGUUUGUGCCUGUGUUGCUCCCGCUCUUGGUGAUGACUUAGAUGAAUAUUUUCGUCCUCGCAGCAUCUUCUACGUGCACCCACAUGGAGUUCAUGAAUGUGUUGACUGUGCUCCCGAUACAAAAAACCUAAAUACGAAUACUAGUUCUCACAGUGCUUUGGAUUCCAAUAGUCUUGCCCAGUCCGAUAACGCUCUCGACGAAAUAUCUGUGGUUGCCGACGAAGACGACGAAAUGUCGGGACGUACACGUCAGUUGUAUGAGACUGCAUUCGAUUGCAAAAUUGCCAAAUCAGAUGAUGAUUUAGAUGAGGUGGAUCGCAUAACAAAUCAUUCGGUAUUGCUGCAGCUUAACAAUGGAAAUUUGCCACCGCCCAAAGCAGAGUCACGUAACUCCAAGUCAUCAAAAAGUCGUUUGGAGGGUAAGCGUUUGAAGAAUUCAAAGAAUCAGGCCAUACAAGAGCAAGGAAGCAAUUCAGGUGGUAAUAAUAGUGGCAGUGGUUCCCCUUUGACGGUGGGUGCAGUGAACCGUACUGUGGAAGCAGUGCCAAGUAUUGUAUCAGGACUAUCGACAGAGUUGAGCAACAUUCAUAUUAGAGAGCAAGAUGUGGAUCAACAGAACAAUCCAACAACGUCCAGUUCACAACUACCUAUGCGUGGUUAUACGCCUUCACCGCCAUCUACAGCCCCCUUGCCUAUGAAGUUUCCUGGUAAACAUGAACGAUUUUUUAUGAACAGCAUACGAAGUGCGCCUAACCUGCCAUCAUCGAAUCCGGCCCAUCCGCGUUUACGCGAUCUCCGUCUUCCACUACAAUCCAAUUUGAGACAACAACAGCAAACGGGAUCAUCACUGGCCACCAGCAAUGAAAACAGUCUAACCGACAGCGCUUACGUGAAUCCACCAUCUUCCAGUAUACACCAUAAUCAUAACAGUCACCAUCACCAUCAUUUGUCAUCUCAUCAAGGCACGAACAAUGUAACCGGUGGCUCUAGAUCCCGCAGCCGACCACGAUCGUUUGUUCUUGAGUCGGGGCGGGUGCUGGAGCUGCGAAAAAGCCACGCCUCUCACCACCACCACCAUGUUGGCAAUGGCAGUCGAAGGCCUCACAAUUAUUCCUCGACCGAGAGCAUAGCAACAUCGAGUAGUGGUGGCAGCAUGGAAUCGCUACGCUCGAGCACUAGCGAGGGAAAUCGCAGUACGUCCAGUUCAGAGUCAAGGCACUCGACGUCGUUGAGUUCACAUAGCUCUGAAUCUGGUAGCUCGAGUGUUGCUUUUCCCCUUAGAGCACCAGUGGUCAUACAUUCCAAAUUGCAUAUCCUUAGUCCCAUAUCAGACAAGUCCUCCCAGGAACCGGCCUCCGAGUUGUCUGAGCAAAAUAAAACACAAAACGCUUCACCCGAAGAUGGCGCAGCCAUUCAAACGAAUACAAAUAAUCAACAGCUGCUGCAGCAGCAGCAACAACAACAGCUUCAGCUGCGCUCAGGCGAUACAGAAAAUGUACGACCUUCUCCCCAGCUACAAAUAGAUGCCUUGAAGAAACGAAGACCACCGGCAAAUAAAACCCUAAUGCAGCUGACAGAUGAAAUACUCGGAUCGGACAGUGGCAUUUCAUUGCACUCCAGAGAAGAUGGCAAGCCAUUGAUGGGCUUGCAAAAGUUUACGCUGCCAAAGUUAAAUUUCCCUCCAAAUGACAAGGGAAAUAAUCAUAGUGAUAUUAGUGCGGUAGGUGCCAUGAGUAACAGUGUGGGCUUGCCGCAAGAUUUAAGAGAUCUUCCGUUUGAUAUGCCAAAAUUGAGACGAAGAAAAACUUUACAACAGGAUGCUUGUACUUCGGGUAGUGCCACCUCAGUAGAUUUGGGAGAUCUUCCGUUCGAUAUGCCCAAACUGAGAAGACGUUUGCGAGCCAAUCAGGCCGAAAUCAAUAAUCUUAUGAUGCAUAGCACAGAAUCAAGUGGUAUCUCACAAGCCUCAUCUAGUCAUUCUAUGAGGGAUGACAAUAAAACCGCUAUGAAACUGGACUCUGCAAUAUUCCGUCAAAAUCUCACCUUGAAUCUAAAUGAACCACGACAGGCUAACAAUAAGUUUGGCAGCCUGGAUUUACGUGGUCUUAGCAACAAUAAAGAACUCAAUUUGAAUUUGAAUGCAACAGCCUUUGCCACUGCAGUCGAUCUGAUUGACGUCUCAAUACCAUUGGAGAGACAAGGAUGGUAUCAUGGUUCAAUUACACGUAUUGAAGCCGAAACAACUCUAAGACCCUUAAGUGAAGGCAGCUUUUUAGUACGCAACUGUGAGUCAACCAAACAGGACUAUUCAUUAUCCCUAAAGGGAGCAAAAGGCUUUAUGCACAUGCGUAUCCAACGUAAUGAAUGCGGUCAAUAUAUAUUGGGUCAAUUUAGUCGUCCUUUCGAAACGGUGCCCGAUAUGAUAAGACACUUUUGUCUCAAUCGUCUACCGGUUAGAGGAGCUGAACACAUGUGCUUAAUAGAGCCCGUUAUUGCCCAAUUACUUUAAAAAAGUAUUCUAUCUCUCCCUACGCAACACAUACUACUCAAGCAUGCAUUCUAACAUUGAAUUAUAUAUUAAUUAUGAUAAUGAAAACAUACAUACAUAUAUCUUCCAGUUAUCGUAGAACUAUAUACAUUAACAUAAAUAUAAAUACAACAAUAAAAACUACUAACGCACUCACUCUCUCUCAUACUUAAUGUUAGAAACACUGAAAAAAGUAUCUCAAAGAAAAUUCAAAUUAAAUAAAAAUAUUUUUAUUUUUUACAUUCAUCUAACAGACAAUAUAAUUUAUAAAUUUAAAGCGUAAAAAAAUAAAAUUUUUUAUUAAUUUUUAAUUUGGUUUUAAU
Messenger RNA from Lucilia cuprina (Australian sheep blowfly), 7201 nucleotides. RefSeq lists its product as uncharacterized. Lineage: Eukaryota; Metazoa; Arthropoda; Insecta; Diptera; Calliphoridae. The transcript is spliced from 10 exons. The record is from RefSeq and is a predicted model, not a curated record. Bases 1938 to 6860 code for a protein of 1640 amino acids. Gene Ontology annotation, molecular function: phosphotyrosine residue binding.